AUAGGUGAAGUGCACAUGGUGCGAAAUCCAGAGACUGAUGAAUUUAGAGGUUUUGCGUACGUAGAACUAAAAGACCAGGAUUCCUACAAUACUGCUCUAGCUUGCGACGGAGUGGUACGUUACAAAUGUUGCCCACAGCAGUUUCCCGAAUUUAACAUGCACCCGAGUUCCCAAUUUGAAGUUCUUGUCAAGAUUAUGGCUUACCAGCUAGCUUGCAGUCACCUAGGCCCCAAUGCAAUUGUUGAUAAGGCGGUCGUGGAGGUCCCGGCGGCAGAGGAGGAGGACGCAAUAGCAACUUCCCACGUGGUGAAGGAGGCAACCGCGACUUCAAUGGCCCCAGGGACUUUGAUAAUCAAGCCUUUCGGUAACUUUAGAGGCGGACCUGGAGGCAGAAACGGUGGUGGGGCUGGAGGCUACGGUUAUGACAGACCUCGUGCCGGUGGUUAUCGACCAAAAGUUCAACAACCCAUGCAAGCGCCGGAGCCAGCGCCUGCGCCAGCUCCUAUUGUAGACUACGAAGAUCGGCCUCGUCUUUCUCUUCAACCAAGACGUAAACCUCUUCAUCAAUCUACUGAGGAACGCGAAUUGUCAGAACGUGCUAAGGCCAUAUUCGGCGUCGGCAAGCCCCGAUCACCAAGUCCUCCUGGGUAG
Dibothriocephalus latus is the source of this 651-nucleotide messenger RNA. The record is from the annotation of a GenBank genome assembly. Lineage: Eukaryota; Metazoa; Platyhelminthes; Cestoda; Diphyllobothriidea; Diphyllobothriidae.